This is a messenger RNA of Fundulus heteroclitus (mummichog), 1920 nucleotides long. It is a transcript of the gene pdrg1, whose product is annotated as p53 and DNA-damage regulated 1. NCBI's taxonomy places the organism in Eukaryota, Metazoa, Chordata, Actinopteri, Cyprinodontiformes, Fundulidae. Gene Ontology annotation, biological process: protein folding. Bases 83 to 481 code for a protein of 132 amino acids. Gene Ontology annotation, cellular component: prefoldin complex. The transcript is spliced from 5 exons. The record is from RefSeq and is a predicted model, not a curated record.
AAGAAGAAGAAGAAGAAAAGGGUCCUUUAGAGCUUUGCGUAAAGUUUCAGGCCGGACGUAUUUUUGGAGCUACACCGCCGACAUGGACGCCGGUUCUCAGCAUGUUUUACAGUAUUUAACAGAAGUUGAAGAGGCAGCUGAGGAUGUCCUCACUACUAAACAACAGAUUGUAGACCUGGACAUGAAGAGGAACAGAAACAGGGAGGCGCUGAGCGCUCUGAAACAGGAGAUGUCCGAUUCAGAAAAAGUCAAGGUUUGCUUUGGAAACAUGUUCAUCAAAUUCCCCACAUCCAAAACCAGAGAGAUGAUUCAGAAAGAUCUGGAGCAGCUUGAUAAGGAGAUCAGUGACCUUCGUAGAGGGCUGAAAGCAAAAGUCAACCGUCUCAAUGAGAUGCAAGGAAAGCCUGAGCUCACAGGGUACAAUCUCUCUCCACUGUCCGCUGAUGAAAUUAGAGCAAUCAACAGCCUGCUAACGAGAUGACCUGCAGACCACUCCACACAUCUGGACACAUUCAAAGACAGUUUGAUCGAUACUUCGAAAACAUCACAGUCCAUCCUAGUCAAGAGCACAGCAGUUCCAAUGAAUUUUAGAAGUAUGUGAGACAGCUUUACCUGAAGUCGGAUUGAUUUCUGGUGGGUGUGUCCACUGGGAUAAAUGGCAACAGGUUUUAGGCUUCUUCAUCAGCCAGAAGCUCGGCGUGGCUCAGUGCUCCUGAUGCGCUGGAAGGAAAUGCUCAUUUCUGUGGCUGCUGGCAACAGACGGCCCACCCAUCAUUAAAUCAUCCCAUGGUUUUAGCACCAGCCUGGACAGGACCUGUUUUUAGUGGCUUAGCAGAUUCGGCACUGAAUUUAACACUUGUGUAAAAUAAACUGUAUAUUGUUUUGUUAAAUGGGCAAACGCUCCUUUUAUUUACCACAUUAUGAUUAAAUACAAAACUAAUUCAAACAUUUCUUGUCAUGCGUCUUUAAAACACGUAUUUCCUUCUAAAAUGUUUGACCUUGAAAAAACCAGCUAAACCUUAUUGAGUUUGGUGAUAAAACACUACUUUUAUAGCAGAACAUGUGGUGAUUCCCAGAAAACCAUGAUAAGUUGAAUGGUGACGCAUCUCUCAGGUCCUGUGUUAGGCCUUUGGUGGAUUAUUUUUACAACAAUUUUGAAGAACAAUUUCCAAAGGUUUAUCUGCUGGAAGUAGCUUCUCAAGCCUUUUCCUUUUUUCCUGAUGGUUUUCUAAUUAAAAACAAAAAACUGCACAUCAUGCUGUGUUUUGAUAGAACCAGCUUGUCUGUGCAGAGGGGCAUUCAUUUUUUUCUCUCCUCCUUUGUUUCAGCCCUGAGAUUAUAGACCUGUAAUGGCUGAAUGAGUCAGAGGUCAGGGUUAGGUAGCUGGAAGUGAAACAAAAGACUUCACCUCCCUUAGGGAGUAGAUGUGCUGACAAUGACACGAUCCCAGUGGUGUGACUUUAUGAAACUCUUCUUUGAGCUAAAAUAUUCUUGGCAGCAGUUUCCUGCAUGUGUCCAUUUUGAUGCAAAAAAUGAUUGUUGUGUAACCAAAAUGCUAAGAGGACUGAUUCCAAGUGUCUGCUCAUGGGUUUAAUAGUGAUUUGCUCUGUAACCCUGCUUCAUCUGGGCUCUUAUUACCACUGUUCUGAAGUAAAGUUAGUUGAUCUCUUUGUGACACGGUGAACAUAAAUGGGGUUUAACUAUACACUUUUGAGCCAUUAGGUCACUGCAAUAAAUUCAUACACUUCUGAUAAUACUGCACAAAAAAUCUGUCAAUGUAAAAGCUGAAGCUGCAUAAUUUGCAAAAGCAGAUAUUUGUCCUCUUUAGUCAUGAUUGGGAGGGUGGAGAUAAAUCUGUUGAUACUGCUGUUAAAGAAGUGUAAAAAGAUGAAAAUAAAUGAGUUUACUACUGCAGCACCA